AUGGCUGGCACUUCGCUAGCAAUGCGCUUAAUGGCCUCCCGGUCUACUGUGCAGCUGUCCUCGCUGUCGCGCCGCUCCAUCGCGACCUCGCAGGCCCUCCGCGCAGAGCCGCUCCGCCCUAACUUCCAGUCCAUCUCGCGUAUUGCUCGCCGCGGCUACGCUGAUGCCGCCCCGUCUCCUUCGCCUGCUACUCCUUCGCCCUCGCCCGCUCCCAAGCCCAAGAAGCGCUUCCGCGUCCUGCGCUGGGCAUGGCGUCUGACCUGGCUGUCCGCCCUCGGUCUCACCGGUGCCCUGUCCUUCAGCAUCUACUCCCUUCGUCACCCCGAGGAGCAGAUUGAGCCCGACCCAGAGAAGAAGACCCUGGUCAUUCUCGGAACCGGUUGGGGUGCAGUCUCCCUCCUGAAGAAACUCGAUACCGAGAACUACAACGUCAUCGUCGUCUCCCCCCCGUAA
This is a messenger RNA of Penicillium manginii, 453 nucleotides long. Its product is annotated as External alternative NADH-ubiquinone oxidoreductase. Lineage: Eukaryota; Fungi; Ascomycota; Eurotiomycetes; Eurotiales; Aspergillaceae. Bases 1 to 453 code for a protein of 150 amino acids. The transcript is spliced from 2 exons. The record is from RefSeq and is a predicted model, not a curated record.